UGAUAUGAAUAAUUAGUAAAUUAAACUUGAAAUAAAUUACAGAAAUAUGUCGAAAAUGUUAACAGUCGCGGUCCAGUCGCCCGAGGGACAAAAACGAAUUCAGGUUUCAAGUUCUGGAAAAGCCGAGGAUUUAUAUAAAUCUGUGUUCUCUGCCUUCGACCUCGCCUCAAUGGAGUUUAUCCUCGCUAAAGAUCAGAAAAAGAAAACCCUGGUCGAUAAUUCAAGAAUUAAAUCUUUGACUAGUUUAGGAAUAAAACACGGAGAUAGGCUCUUCAUGUUUCCGAAAACUAAGACGGACGUGUUUAAGUCCCCUGAAGAAACCGGUUCUUCAAGUAAACAAACAGCUGUUGUUUAUGAAGAAGACGAGGUGGAUAAACUGCUGAGGAAACAGGAUGGGAGGAUAGAGAGAGGCCGUGAUAAUCUGCAUUGUCAACAUAACACCAACUCACAAUGUGUUCAUUGUAUCCCUCUCGAUCCAUUCGACGAGUCAUAUCUUAAGGAGAAGCAGAUCAAAUUCAUGUCGUUCCACAGCUAUCUACGCAAAAUAUCUGGCGGAGUUUCCAAGGGAAAAUUUGCUCCACUGAGGAAUUUAUCUUGUAAAGUUGAGCACACCAGUAGAUGUUCUCAUCAACCAUAUCCACAGGGAAUCUGUUCUAAAUGUCAACCCUCGGCAGUGACCUUAAACCGUCAGCCCUGGCGCCACGUGGACUCCAUCAUGUUUGAGAACCCGAAGAUAGUUGACCGAUUCCUUCAGUUCUGGAGGGAAAGUGGAGCACAGCGGGCCGGUUGGUUAUACGGCAGGUAUGAGGUGUAUCCCGAGGUUCCCCUAGGUAUCAAAGCAGUAGUCAGCGCUAUCUAUGAACCACCCCAGGAGUCAAGUAAAGAUCAUAUUCGUAUCCUCACUGAUCCAAGACAAGAGCUAGUUGAUGAACUAGCUAGGAACCUGGGUCUGGUUAAGGUUGGAUGGAUAUUUACUGAUCUUGUCCCGGGAGCGAACGGACAGGUGAGAAACUACAGAGGCGCGGAUUCACAUUUUCUCUCUGCACAAGAAAUUAUUUCAGCAGCAGUUCUUCAAAACUCUAAUCCAAACCCCUGCAGGGAGACCGAUGAUGGAGUGUUUGGUUCUAAAUUCGUCACAGUUUGUGUUACAGGGAAUAAGGACAAGGAGAUCCACAUGGAGGGAUACCAGGUAUCCAACCAAUGUAUGAGUCUGGUCAAAGAUAAGAUAUUAGUUCCUACAAAAGAUGCCCCCGAGCUUGCAUAUAUCAGAGAGUCAACUGAUGAGAAUUAUGUCCCGGAUGUUUUCUUCAUGGAGAAGGACAAAUACGGAAACGAAAUCAAAAAGUUGGGUCGACCUCUACCUGUUGAGUAUCUUCUGUUGGAUGUUCCUGUCUCCUCUCCCCUUGAACCUCAGUCAACCUUCACUAUACUUACAGACAGGAAUCCUUUCCCAGUGGAGAACAGACUUCUUGAUUCUAGUCUACAGGAUUUUAACAGUUUUGCGAAGUAUGUAAACCAGUUCAGAUCUGCUGAAUUCCUGGAGGCAGUUUCAGACUUACAUGUUCUCAUCUUCAUGGCUAACCUUGACAUUAUCCCGCUCAGGUUAGUUACUCAUGUUCUCAUCUUCAUGGCUAACCUUGACAUUAUCCCGCUCAGACCAUUGAUGGGACCUCUGCUUGAGGCUGUGAGGACCGGAGAUAGAGAGGCUGCGAGGGAAUGGAGCUACCUGGAUCCCUGGAGCAACCUCCAGGCUUUGAUUCAAGCUUCCACCAUGAACUAGUCUAACCUCUACCUAUUAAUCAUGGAGAUAUGAUUUAUCAACACAAUUUAAUUCGGUUAAAUGAUGUUAAUAAACAACUGUUCUUA
Molecule: messenger RNA, 1866 nt
Organism: Eurytemora carolleeae
Lineage: Eukaryota; Metazoa; Arthropoda; Copepoda; Calanoida; Temoridae
Gene: Npl4
Product: nuclear protein localization protein 4 homolog
Exons: 18
Coding region: 47-1780 (577 amino acids)
Biological process (GO): ubiquitin-dependent protein catabolic process
Cellular component (GO): nucleus
Molecular function (GO): ubiquitin binding; ubiquitin protein ligase binding
Source: RefSeq, a predicted model, not a curated record